Molecule: messenger RNA, 4302 nt
Organism: Triticum aestivum (bread wheat)
Lineage: Eukaryota; Viridiplantae; Streptophyta; Magnoliopsida; Poales; Poaceae
Product: type IV inositol polyphosphate 5-phosphatase 9
Exons: 9
Coding region: 2822-3982 (386 amino acids)
Biological process (GO): phosphatidylinositol dephosphorylation
Molecular function (GO): inositol-polyphosphate 5-phosphatase activity; phosphatidylinositol-4,5-bisphosphate 5-phosphatase activity; phosphatidylinositol-3,4,5-trisphosphate 5-phosphatase activity
Source: RefSeq, a predicted model, not a curated record
UAAAUUAUAAUAUAGAAAUACUACAACUGCAACUUGACAGAAAAAAAAGGUGCAACUCAGUGUCCAUCUUGUCAUCAGUUAUGCUAUUGUAAAGAAGUGUAUCAAUUUGCAAAUAUAUAGAACUGCUCUUGACAAGUUAUUGAUGAUAUACACUAAUUUAUAUGAAGUGGAUAUUCACAUAGCGCCGUUGUGUCAAGCAUUAUGCACCAGUUUUUUUUUACCAAUAGAGAUUUGUUUUCCUGUGGUGGUAUUGGUUUGUUUUGCUAUCCCGCUGUGCUGAAGUUUUCGUGAUAUGAUUGUGUAACAAGUGCCAAUUAGGUGCAUGCAGUGAAUUAACAGUUCAGAAAAUGCUGCAAUCCAUCAAGUGUUAUUUGAUAUUUACAGAAGGCAGACGUUCUUAUUUGUCACUGACCGCAGAAACCCCGAUCACUUGUUUGCAUGUACACAAAAAUAUAUACUCCUAGUUUCUAUCCAUUUUAUGGAAGGCAUAUAGUGACAGUUGAACAAUCAGAUAUCUCCUUUGCUGAACUUAUAGUGGGUUUCAAUAUUACUGAAGUUAUAGUGGGUUUCCUACCAUCGUCAUAAAAGAGAAGAUACCAUGUAUCUAACUCAGACCUGAUCAUGUUUUCGGAGUUGGAUAACACAAGUUAUUAUGGGAUUAUGAGAACCAUGAUCACAUCGAUGUGGAAACUAACUGUUAUUGGAGUUAUGCUACUCAAAUUAUGUAUGUAAGCUGACAUGUAGAUAACCUCUGAGUCGCGUGCUCGUGGCUCUUCGAUCUGCAUCGUCAUAGUCUCUGGCACAUGUGAUCCUAUCAGACGGACAUCAUCCAAGUUGACCAUGCAACUCAAGUGAGCUGGUACCAGUCCGUUCUUUGUCAAGAUCUCAUCAAGGUUGCUUGCACAAUUGUUUACUGUGCCAUUUAUCUAAAUAUCUGUAAUGUGUGCUUGUAAUAUUGACUUAUGAUAAAAUCUCCCUCCGUUCCAAAAUACUUGAAGUUCAAAGUUUGUCCUAAGUCAAACUUCUUUAACUUUUGACCAAGUCUACAGAAAACUAUACAGACAUUUACAACACCACAUUAGUUCAUUAGAUUAACCAUAAAAUAUAUUUUCAUACUAUAUAUGUUUGAUAUUGUAGAUAUUAGCAAAAUUUCCUGUACACUUGGUCAAACUUAAAGAAGUUUGACUUAGGACAGACCUAGAACAUCUAGUAUUUUGGAAUGGAGGGAGUAGUUAAUUGGCAACUCUUUUCUUUGCGUGUUUAGUAGUUCCAAGCCCAAUAUUAUUUUUAAACCUCAUAUACUUCGAACUGGAGGUACACCAGAUAUAUUGUAUGCUUUUCUUGUUCUUGUUUAUAGAUAAAAGGUGUAUACCUGUUUAUCAGUAGUAUACAGAAGAUUGUACAUUUUUUUUUGAAGUAAAAUGUUAUUGAGUUAUUGAAAAUGGAUAUGCAUGAUGUUUUUUCAGUCGAACUCUUAAAAUAUGAACUUGUCAUGGUGGUUGAAAUGUUCGUAAUAAUGUUAUAAGUUAAGUAACAGUACCGAAAUAUGUUUCUCAUUCAUACCACUGUUAGUGGUUGAAUGCAAGAUUGAUUUUUUAUAACGGGUCGUUGUGAAUGCUUGACUAAUUUCACAUUAUUCUUGUUAUUUGUAUGCAUACAAUUUCCAAAAAACUAUCGCAUGCACACAGCAUCUCUUGACCCAAGGGUUGGCAACUUAUACAUUGUCUGCAUGUUCAUCUAGCCACUAGCCUUCUACCAGUACUGACGGUAUGCAACUGGAGACUCGCUGGGAACCACCACCGUCCAUUUACUAGGAUCAGGAUGAUGAUACAUGUGGGCAUGUGGUUACAAACCUGCUUUUAGAUUCCCACAGCUGUGUGUGACUACAUUCCAAUGUGUAGUUAGGUACUUAGGUCUCUCAUAGAAAUGCACGAACACAAUUUUUCCUCUUCUGGUUCAGGACCAUCCUACUCCUGCCUUGGUUUCCUCGGUGCAAAAAGAACGAUGAUGGUUUCAUGAGAAUGGUGCCUUGUCCAAUGAAGAAACAUGGGACAAGCUAGUAGCCUCCAAUUUAGUUGUUCGGGAAAAUGGACGGUGGGCAGUAGUCUUGCCUAGAGGUGCUUGCUUGUCUCUUUUGAUGUCCCUUUUUUUAUAUUCUUUUAUUGCUCUUUUGUGAUUCUUUUGUCAAAUCACCAACUUGUAGCGUCUCCAUGACCACUAGAACUAAAAUAUACUCCCUCCGUCCCAAAAUUCCUGUCUUCAAUUUAUCAACAUAUCUAAUCGUACGCACUAAUAACAGGAUUAGUUCUAACAGAUACGGAUGUAUCUAAUACUAAAAUGUGAAUAGAUACAUCCGUAUGUAGACAAAUCUAAGACAAGAAUUUUGGGACGGAGGGAGUACAACAUGAGUUCUUCUGUUCAUUUUAUCUCUAGUACCUGGCCCAUGAAUUCACCAUUAGUAAUUGUUUUUCUCUGUGAAGAGGAGCCCAUGAAUUCACUAUUGGUAAUUGUUUUUCUCCUCUGGGAAGAAGAUCCUGUGAAUUCACUAUUAGUACUCCCUCCGUUCCAUAUUAGUUGUCGCUGAAACGGAUGUAUCUAGACGUAUUUCAGUGCUAGAUACAUCCGUUUGAGCAACAACUAAUAAGGAACGGAGGGAGUAAUUGUUUUUCUCCUCUGUGAAGAGGAGCCCAACCUGAUAAGUAUCAAAUGUAAUAAUAUCUUCCACUUGGAAUUCAGGCAGAGGAUCUAUCCACACCAUGGCACAAAGCUGAGUUGAAGCAUAUAACAUAUGAUGUUCUUCUUCUAGAUCAUCCUGCCAAGGAUGACGACAAAUAAGAUACUGCACCACCAGGAGCUACAUGGCGAUCAAUCCAUCUCUGAUGUUUCAGGCAUAGUGGAUGAGACCUUGGGAAAGAGUCCCUUGGAUAGGCAGGGUACACUGAAAUACAGGGUGUUUGCUAGUACUUGGAAUAUCGGUGGUGUAGCACCAACAGAUGAUCUGGACUUGGAGGAUUGGUUGGAUACAAGAGCUAACUCCUACGACAUCUAUGUUCUAGGGUUCCAAGAAAUAGUGCCACUGAAUGCAGUAAAUGUGCUUGGUCCUAGCAAGAGGUGUAUCUCUACAAAGUGGAACUCACUAAUUGGGAAGGCACUAAACAAAAAGAAGACACGGGAUGGAGCACAGUUGCAGCAUACAACUACAAAUAGUAGUGCAAUGGAAAGCUUUGCACAAGAGGGGUGCUUUAUAUGCAUCAGGAGCAAGCAGAUGGUGGGCAUCUUUACCUCAGUCUGGGUGAGAAGCAAUCUUAGGUCAUACAUUCACCAUCUGGAUGUGUCAUGUGUUGGUUCAGGUAUCAUGGGCUAUCUAGGGAACAAGGGUUCAGUAUCAGUUCGAUUUCUGCUGCAUGAGACGAGCUUUUGUGUUGUUUGUUGUCACCUGGCUUCAGGUGGCAAACAAGGGGAUGUGCUGCUAAGGAACUUUGAUGCAGCGGAUAUACUUGCAAGGACGAGAUUCCAUGGUGGUGGACAUAAAAAACUGCCAAAGAAAAUCCUCGAUCACGACCAAGUAGUUUUGCUCGGCGACUUGAAUUAUAGGAUAUCACUGGAAGAGCCUGAGACAAGGUUGCUGGUGAAAGCUAAGAACUGGUCCACCUUGUUAGAGAACGAUCAGCUAGUGUCUGAAUUCUCAACGGGUCGGCUUUUUGAGGGCUUUCAGGAAGGGCCGGUCACCUUCUCUCCCACCUACAAGUACCAGCCAAACUCUGAUCAGUACUACUGGUGCUUUGAAGCAGCGCGAGGGGAGAAGAAGCGUGCUCCCGCAUGGUGUGAUCGCAUUCUUUGGCGCGGCAAGGGCCUGAAACAAAUCCAAUAUGGGACCUGCGACUACAAGUUGUCAGACCACCGGCCGGUGAGAGCGGGUUUCAUUGCCGAGUGCAGGAUCAGGGGAGAUGCGGAGGACUCUAUUGGUGGCUUCAUGCGCUGAACUCUGCAGCCGAUGGUCGAGAUGGAAGUUAUGCACCAUCCAACCAGAGGCUCUGCCGUCCGAUCUAAAAUAUGGAACAAUCACGGACAUAGCGAAACCAUGAUGAAUUUUGACGAGAUCUUGAGUGUUCGUUGACGACCAGUGCGCAAUUGGGAAGUAGACUAGUCUGAUGUUCUUAUCAGUGACGCUGUAUAAAUUUUUUGUUCUCAUCCUCAUCUCUAAAACGUCUUAUAUUUUGUUUACAGAGGGAGUAUUUUACCUAGCAAGUAUUUUGUACACACUAUGGCUAAAAGAAAUUAGGAGUUUUCCAGUUGAACAUA